AAAUUAGAAAAAUGUUGUUGGCAACAAUAUAAACAAUAUGGCAGUCUGAAUAGGAUCUCAUUUUUAAUAAUACCUUUACCUUUUUAUUUUGAAUUAACUAAGUAAGUAAGAGUAGGUAAGAGAAGAAAUAAGUGGAAUUACCAACAGCGAGGUAUAUUUCAAUUGAAGAAAAAUGCCUAAAGGGAAAAAAAGAGGGAAAGGAAAGGGUAAGGGAAAAGGAAAAGCAAAAGGAAAGUCCAAAGGGAAAGAUCAAAAGACACCAUCAGGAGAUGGAGAAACGAGGAGGCUCCUGAAAGCUUAUGAGAAAAACUGUGUGAUGACUAACUCCCAGAUGUGUCCUGGGAUUAGGAAACUUUUGAGAGCAGCUGCUGAGGAAAAUAAACUUGUCACUAAGUUUAUCUUAGAAACAGUGCCCCUAGUAAAAGAUGGAGACCUUCCAGUGUUGUUUGAGCCAUUGAUUGCAUCGUUGAGGCAGGAGCGGUAUAAACACAUUCAAGACAUUCAUAUAUGGGAUUACCCCAUGUCAUAUGAGAACAUUGCAUCAUUGGCAGGCUUCCUAGAAAAGUCCUUCCACCCUAUGAGGCUAAUUGAGCUGCUAGACUGCCUCAUUGAUGUGGAAACUGUCUCAAGGCUCUCCAGAUCCUUCAAGUUUUGUGAAUUUCUGACAACUAUAGUCUUAGAUUACAACGAAUUUGGUGACAACGGAUGCCAGAGCUUAUGUAAUGGUUUGGUGGACAACAUCUCAGUUCUUUCCCUUAGUCUUUGCUAUUGUGAUUUAAAUAUUCCUAGUGGAAAAUACUUAGGAGAUAUUGUUUCAAAAACAGCAAUCAGAGAGCUGUACCUAGACGGCAAUGAGCUGGAGUGUGAAGGCGCCAUCGACCUGAUCAAAAUGUGUGUCAGUCAAGCAGAACUAGAGGCCUUUGAGAGGGAGGAGGAGGCCAAGAGAGCAGAGGAGGAGAAGCUGAUUGAGAGAGAGAAAGAAAGUAACAAGGAUGACGCUAGUGGUAGAAGUGGUAGUGAAAAAGAUUCCAAUGGCGAAAAAUCAAGAACAGGAAGUGGGAAAAAGAAAAAGAAGAAAGGUAAAGGUAAGAGGAAGAAGAAAAAGAAAGCCCCACCUGCCCCACCCCCUGUUGGCCCCUGGCUCCACAAAUUACAUUUAGCAGACAACGGAAUAGACAGCUACGGAAAUGAUGGCACAUUUGCCCCAAUUAUUUGUAUGAGGUUGUUUAAAAAACUUUUGAUGAAUUCCAAGUGUUUUGUGGAGCUUGACCUAGAAGAUAACUCUAUCGGAGAAAUGGGAGGACGAGAGAUCCUAGAUGGCCUUACAGCUCGAAAAGAAGCCAAGUUGGGCGGAUGCAAGGUCAGAACCACCCACAAAAUGACGUCUGCUACAUUCAACGCCAUUGUCAAACAAGGAGCAGGUUUAAAGAAAAAAGGAAAGAGAAAAGGGAAGAAGAAAGGAAAAAAGAAAAAGAAAUGAAGCUCAAAAAGACUUAAGCUCCCCCUGUGAUUGCCUGUAGUAAUACAGUCAGCCAAAAGUUGUUGGUAGUUAAAAAAUUUAACAAGAUCCAAAAUCUCAUUUGUUUAUUUAUUUCUUCAUGUAAUUAAAAGUAUUUUUUUGUGUUCUCUGAUGUGUUUUAUAAUAAUAAGUGUACCAAUUAUUGUAUAAUUUUAGACUGUGAUAUUUGUGUAUUUUUAAAACUGAAUUUUACAUUAAAAAUUAUCUACUCUGCAUUUAUAGUUGGUUAACUGUUUUAUUUCUAAAAAUCAAACUGCUGAAACUGUUAUAA
Physella acuta is the source of this 1790-nucleotide messenger RNA. RefSeq lists its product as uncharacterized. NCBI's taxonomy places the organism in Eukaryota, Metazoa, Mollusca, Gastropoda, Physidae. The record is from RefSeq and is a predicted model, not a curated record. Gene Ontology annotation, biological process: nucleocytoplasmic transport; activation of GTPase activity. Gene Ontology annotation, cellular component: cytosol; perinuclear region of cytoplasm; nucleus. Gene Ontology annotation, molecular function: small GTPase binding; GTPase activator activity.